Molecule: messenger RNA, 2415 nt
Organism: Megalobrama amblycephala (Wuchang bream)
Lineage: Eukaryota; Metazoa; Chordata; Actinopteri; Cypriniformes; Xenocyprididae
Product: CD276 antigen-like
Exons: 4
Coding region: 688-1593 (301 amino acids)
Biological process (GO): immune response; positive regulation of T cell proliferation; cellular response to lipopolysaccharide
Cellular component (GO): external side of plasma membrane
Source: RefSeq, a predicted model, not a curated record
CAACCUUUUGGACGUUGCUGUUAUGUUAAAAUAAAUAUACAUUAUAUUGAAAAUAAAUAGACAUUAUAUUAAAAACAAAAUAGACAUUAUCCACAUUUAAUUCUUAUUUGACUUAUAGGGAAUGUGGACAUUUGUAGGGUAGGCUACUUUAUUUAUUGUCAGCGUUUAAGCGCAAACAGAAACUGCACAAAAAUCAUUUUCUUUAAUGUGUUUAAAUUAUUUGUAUUAACUUAAAUAGACUUUAAAAACUUAAAAGCUGUCUAAAUCCUCCGAAAUCAAAUCAACCGCCUUAUUGCCUGAAGUUUUACAACCUAAACGGGUAUAAAGGAGGUGUAUAACUAAAAACUAAAAACAACAAACACUGAGGAACGGGUCUGUUUCUCUGAACGAAAUCCAACUUUUCCUUUGAAAACCUUUCCUUUUCGAUGAGAGCCAUUCAUUUCUGAACUUGACAGGUGAUUUCCUGAUUUAGACCAAUGAAAUCGUCUGUUUAUUAUUUGUUUUGGUUUCGCAAUGAGGAGGCGAGGCUUAGUAAGACGGUUAGUUAAAUUGACGUGAACAGGACAAGGAUCACAUGUGUUGAUCUGUUCGGACAUCUUCCCCGACAUACUCUCGUAGUUCAUCUGUGAUCAGAGACUUUGUGGUGUGAUCAGGACUUACUUGCCAUUAACGGUCGUGGAUCGUGAUAUGAACCUGAAAGCGUUCUGCCUGUCUCUCCUUCUUUUUGAAGCCUCCUGUUUCUCUGAGUUUGAGAUAACUGUGCCCAGAGAUCCUGUCACUGGGUUUUACGGAGAGGCGCUGAUCCUCCCCUGCACCUUCCCUGUGGACUCGUGGGAUCUGAGUAGCACCGUUAUCACCUGGCAGCGCGGGCUGGACGUUGCUCACAGCUUCUACUACAGUCGGGACCAGCUCGACCGUCAGAAUCCUCAUUAUGUGAACCGCACCAGCCUGUUCAUCCAGGAGAUGGCAGGAGGAAACGCAUCACUCAAACUGGACAGAGUCACUCUGCAGGACUCUGGUGUGUACACCUGCUCCAUCAGCACCAACACUGGCAGCCAGAAGAAGAGCUUUAGAGUCAAUAUUGCAGCGUUCUACUCUGAACCUCGUCUGCAGUUCUCCAUGUUAACUGAUGGAGUCAACCUGCUAGUGACGUCAGAUGGGGGUUACCCUUCUCCUACACUGCAGUGGCUGAUGGAAAACUCAGACAUCACUAACCAGACACAAACACACAUCAUGAAGGACACACAAACUGGACUUUAUAUUGUGUCUAGUUGGAUAAAUCUCACUGAAGUCACAAACUCCUCUCUGACGUUCAUACUGAACAACAAACCUCUGGGUCAAGACAUCAGGAGAGAGAUCCAGCUGUACUCAGAUAAGAGCGAGAGUCAAGUAGAGUCAGCGUACAGAUGCCACGGAUGCUUCAUAUUGAUCCCUGUUAUUCUGCUGCUGCCGAUCAUCAUAAUGGGUUUAUUGUUUGUGUUCAUUACAAGCAGAAGAAGAGAACAGACCAAACUAAAUGGCUUUACUAAUAUGGGACUCAAGUCUGAAACCAAAAUCCUAAAUGGAAAAUGUCAGCAGUGUCCAGGAGCAUAACAUCAUAAUGUGGUUUGACAGAGACAUGGACUGUAACAAGAGAUCACUGUUGGAUGUUAUUCAAACGUCAAUAUGUUUAAUAUUCUUAUUUUCAUCAAAAACACCAGCUUACCAUCUGUAAUACAGGACAUACUUACUGCUUUGUUCAUGUCUGAAACUCAUAAUAAUCUCAGUGGAAAUGUUUAGUAUGUCCAUAAUGGUUAUUCUGUUAUAAAUUCUGUUACCAUUUCAACUAACAGUGAUAUUAUUUAUACAAUUUAAAGACUUUCUGUGAUUUGCAGACAAUAGCAUUAUAUUUAUUUUAACAUUGUAUUAUAUUUCCUAACCUUGGCAGCUUUUAACAAACCGUAUGUAGUUUAUUAGUUACGUGACACUGAUUAUUUACACUAGGUAACAUUUCAGUUCAUCCCCUAGUGAUGUAUAUAACACAGAUAAUUGUAGUGUUUCUUUCAGCCAAAAUGACCGAAUCUACUUGGGUGCUAAACAGUCUUAACAGAACCAAAAUUAAUUCUAAAUAGAAUUUUUCACUCAUUAAAUACAUGCAGUGUUUUUUUUUUGUUUUUUUUUUAUUUUUUGUUUUUUACAAAUCAAUUACAUAUAGUUAUUUAUUAUUGCAUUGUAUCCAUAAAUACUCUGCAAUUGGAAAAGAUAUUCCAUUUUUACCUGAUGGCAAGAUGACAUUGCAGUGAAUCAACAAAGUUUUUGUUACACUAUUUAUUGAAUGAUUGUUUUUAGACUGUGUAUUAGGAUUUUUAAAAUUCUUUAUAUAUAUUUUUUCUACAUUGUAUUGAGAUUUUCAUUUGAGGUCUGUUUGAAACAGAA